Messenger RNA from Oryza sativa Japonica Group (Japanese rice), 1465 nucleotides. RefSeq names its product ADP-glucose phosphorylase. Gene Ontology annotation, molecular function: UDP-glucose:hexose-1-phosphate uridylyltransferase activity; zinc ion binding. NCBI's taxonomy places the organism in Eukaryota, Viridiplantae, Streptophyta, Magnoliopsida, Poales, Poaceae. The record is from RefSeq and is a predicted model, not a curated record. Gene Ontology annotation, biological process: beta-D-galactose catabolic process via UDP-galactose, Leloir pathway.
CAGGUGUCCGCUUUUGCGGCAGCACAACCGUCUCGAAGAGUGGAGAAGAAGAGACGAAGGCGCCACCGCCGCACCGAGCUCAGCGAUGGCGGCGGAAGCUUCGAGAACAUCGGAGGCGCGCCGCGACGCCGUGUUCGGCCGCUGGGUCGUCUUCUCGCCGGCGCGCUCGCGGCGCCCCACCGACCUCAAGUCGCACGCCCCCGCCAACCCUAGCCCCGGCGCCGGCGCCGCCGCCGGCGCCCCCAAGCCGUCCUGCCCCUUCUGCCAGGGCCGCGAGUCGGAGUGCGCGCCGGAGAUCUUCCGCGUGCCGGCGCCGCCCGACGCGUCGCCCUGGCGGAUCCGCGUCAUCGAGAACCUGUACCCGGCGCUGCGGCGCGACGCCGAGCCGCCGGCGCCGGAGGAGGCGGGGGAGGGGGAGGCGACGCCCGGGGAGCGCGCCGUGGUGGGGUUCGGGUUCCACGACGUGGUCAUCGAGACGCCGCGCCACGACGUGCGGCUGUGGGACCUGGACGCGGCCGGGGUCGGCGACGUGCUGCUCGCGUACGCGCGCCGCGUGCGGCAGCUCAUGGAGCACCCUGCGGUGAAGUAUGUACAGGUAUUUAAGAACCAUGGUGCAUCUGCUGGGGCCUCAAUGGCACACUCACAUAGCCAGAUGUUAGGAACUCCCUUUGUCCCUCCCUCUGUUACCACCCGGCUUAACUGCAUGAAGGAGGUUUUCGAGAGAUUGGGGAAGUGCAGCCUUUGUGAGUUCCAGUCCAAGGAUAUUUUGGUCCGUGAAACACACAAUUUUUCUGCAAUUGUCCCUUUUGCAGCAUCGUAUCCUUUUGAGAUAUGGAUUAUUCCCAGACAGCAUAGUUCCUAUUUCCAUGAAAUAGACAAGGAUACGGCACUGGAUCUUGGGUCUUUAUUGAGGACCAUGCUGGCAAAGUUGUCUAAGCAGCUCAACGACCCUCCAUUCAACUUUAUGAUACACAGCGCACCAUUUGGAGUCUCAUCAUCCUGUCUUCCUUACACACAUUGGUUCCUUCAGAUAGUGCCCCAGUUGAGUUUAAUCGGUGGAUUUGAGAUUGGAAGCGGAUGCUACAUUAAUCCAGUUUUUCCUGAAGAUGCCGCAAAGAUUCUGUGGGAGCUUGACUGCUGAUUUUAGUUGCCACACGUUUGGCAUCCGAUUGUUUCUUUGCUUUACACCGGAACAAUGGACAUGUUCCACCACAGUUUUCCUUUUUGUUCAGAAAAAGUACUAUGCUAAUAAUUCGACUUGAUGGUUAACUCCAUAUGUAACACUGGCUCUAUUAUGGAUGAAAGGGGUAUUUGUUCGAUGUCAUGUAAUUUGAAAAUCGAACUUAUCACCAGUCCUCACACAAACAGGCUCUCAGAGGUUUGAUUCUCACAUAGAUUGACAUAUAGUAGUAUGUGGGUAUCUUUUCUCUGAUGGCCCUUUUUGUGAAAUGCAAUUUUUCGCUCA